Messenger RNA from Salarias fasciatus (jewelled blenny), 1618 nucleotides. RefSeq names its product armadillo repeat containing 10 (gene armc10). The transcript has 6 exons. Bases 225 to 1259 code for a protein of 344 amino acids. Lineage: Eukaryota; Metazoa; Chordata; Actinopteri; Blenniiformes; Blenniidae. Gene Ontology annotation, cellular component: mitochondrion. The record is from RefSeq and is a predicted model, not a curated record.
AAUAAACGGGGCAGAAAACUGUUGACAACUGUGGCUUAUUCUCAAACUUCUCCAGUUUUUAAACUGUUGCGAUGUGUUUCAGUGUGUUUUGUUGUUGUUGGUAUGGGCUUUAAAUAGUGCCAGCUAGCUAAUGAUCCCGGCUAGUGAGCUAGUGUUUUUGUGUAGCGCGUUUCGGGGCUUAACGUUAGCUAGCUACCAGGGUUUAGCUUCCAGCCAGCAGCAGCAUGGAGGAUGGCGGCAGGCUCGGUAACAUGAAGGCUUUGCUCGGCAUCGUUGCCGGAGCUGGAGCUUCCUAUGGUUUAUACAAACUUAUCAGCGGGGGGACUCUCAAGAGAAACAAGAAGAGUGUGACCAGUGAAAGCUCCGUGAGCGUGAAGAGCGGCCAGCAGAGUGAGGUGAAGCUGCAACCCGGGAGCCUGCUGGCUCGAGUGUCUGGACUGGACGUGGUGUGUCCCCGGCCGGUGGAUGUUACAUCAGGUGAUAUCAUACAUCAGUCCCCCAACAAUCUGGAACCACAGCACCUGAAAAUGCUGCUCUCAUGUCUGCAGAACAGCAAUAAUCCAUCUGACAGGUGUCGGAUUCUCCUCACGUUGGGAAAUGCUGCUGCUUUUACUGUGAACCAGAAUCUAAUACGGGAAUUUGAAGGGAUUCAUAUCAUAGCUGGAUUCCUUUCUGACUCUGCCGCAGAGGUUAGAGUGCACACUCUGAACGCUUUAAAUAACCUGUCUAUGAACAUCGCAAAUCAGGAGCAAGUUAAGGUUUACGUGCCACAAGUGCUGGAACUGAUUGAAAUGUCACCAGUGAAUUCCGAACUUCAGCUCAGUGCUCUGAGGCUGCUGACCAACCUUUCAGUCACCGACACACAUCAGCACUUACUGAAGGAAUCAAUUACACUUCUAAUGUCUCUCCUGGUUGUGAGCAAUGAAGCAUUACAGGUUCAGACUCUGAAAGUCCUGGUAAAUCUGUCGUCUAAUCCAGACAUGAUGGACGACAUUGUUCAAGCUCAGGCACCAGCGUCUGUGGUGCUCUUAUUUGACCAAAGAACGGCUCCUGCAGUGCUCCUACGCCUCCUGACCUUUGCGGGGAACUUGAAGGCCUGGAGGCCCUCUGCCCAGGUGGCUGAUGAACUGAGGAGGAAGCAGGACUGCCUCUUCCGGGUCAUGUUGGAUGAAUCUUCUCAGCUCCACAGCAGACUCAUCCAGCUGCUUUCACACCCCGACUCGGAAAUCCAGGCUCACGUUGCUCGUAUCUUGACAUAGAUUAUUCCUCUUUCUCUCUCUGAUACAUACACAGAUUUUGCUUCCUAAAGCCACAAAUUUGUUAUCCUCCCAGUUUUGAAUCAUGCACCUUUUCACACCUCACCUUUUCAUCUUUUCCCGUUUCACUCCCUUACUCCGAUUAUCUACAGUCAAUAUUUUCACAUGUAGCUAAGUUCACCAGCCACACUCCCUUGGUUUCUUACACAGGUGUCAGAUGAUGGGCAGAGUUGAAGCAGGACAAAACUGUUCCUUCAGUUGUGUUGAAAACAAGCCACCUCUUCCUGCUUCAUCCUGCUGCCGAGAAUUUUCCUUUCUUCAAAGACCCACAGUGCCCUUUCCUCAAGAACUCUACCUAAAAA